AUGCAGGCGGAGAGCGGCGGUGGAGGGGGCGAUGCCGCGCCGUUACCCGGGGGCUCCCCGCCGGCCAGGCAGAAGGGUGGCGGUGUGUGCUCCCGCUCGUACUUCGUGGUGGUCAUGGUGUUCGUGCACGUGUAUAUCGUAAAUGUCAUCGCGCUGCUGCUGUAUGUGCACUACAGCAACGGAGGGAGGCCGGAGGGGACAACGGAGAGUGGCGCAGUGGAACGGGAGCCGGAGCGACACCAACAGCAGCCGCACACCGCGACACGUGAUUACUACCUGACCCGACUGGAGGGGAUCAAGGUCGGCCACAAGCAAAAACUGGAUCUGGUCCAAAACAAAGUCCACUACAUGAAAACGCUCAGCCUGAAGCCGCUACUUUUUGAAAUCCCAAACUUUCUCACAGAAGAAGAGUGUAAACUGCUUAUACACCUGGCACAGUUAAAAGGCCUGCAGGCCAGCCAGAUUCUCCCUGUAGAUGGCUACAAGGAAGCUAUGGACAAUUUGGAGAUUAGCAAGGCCGACAUAUUUAAUCUUCUGGACCACAACCAGGAUGGACAGCUGCAGUUAAAAGAAGUUUUAACCCAUUCUCGGCUAGGAAAUGGGAGAUGGAUGACUCCUGAGAGUAUUCGGGAGAUGUACGCAGCAGUGAAGGCCGAUCCUGAUGGAAAUGGUGUCUUAAGUUUGGAUGAGUUCAAGAAAUUAAACCUCAGAGAUUUUCAUAAAUAUUUGGGAAGCCAGGAGGUCACCAUGAAUGAUUUGGUCCGAAAUAGUCAACAUACAUGGCUAUACCAAGGCGAGGGGGCUCACAGUGUUCUGCGCUCCAUACGGCAAAGAGUUAUCAAGUUAACACAUCUGCCCCCUGAUGUGGUGGAAAACAGUGAGCCGCUGCAGGUGGUGCGCUACAAUACAGGCGGCCAUUAUCAUGCCCACAUGGACAGCGGCCCAGUGUUCCCAGAGACGGCGUGCGUGCACACAAAGCUCACAACUAAUGAAACUGCUGCUUUCGAGACCUCCUGUCGGUAUGUAACUGUGCUGUUUUACCUGAAUAAUGUCACCGCGGGCGGAGAGACCACUUUUCCAGUAGCUGACAACAGAACAUACGAGGAGAUGUCUCUAAUCCAGAAUGAUGUUGACCUAAGAGACACAAGGAAGAAUUGCGACAAGGGAAACCUGAGGAUCAAGCCCCAGCAGGGGACCGCUAUCUUCUGGUACAACUAUUUGUCCAAUGGCAAAGGCUGGGUUGGAGAUGUGGAUGAGUUUGCCCUUCACGGAGGUUGUCUGGUAACUGCAGGAACCAAGUGGAUUGCAAACAACUGGAUCAAUGUAGAUCCCAACCAGAGGCGCCAGCUGUGGUUCCAACAGGAAAUGGCCCGAUAUACCAAAGAUGACAAUGAGAACCAGAGGGAAUGGGCUGUGGACAAGUCAUACCAGGACGCACAUCUGGAUUUAUAGCUGCAGGACUAGCCUGGCUUAGCAUGGCACAUCUGAGCUUCCAAAGUGCCAGCUGUUGCUUUAAUGACCAUCUUCUCGCACCACAUGCAUUGUGGUAACUGGGAACAGAUCGUUUAAUAGAUCUUGUACCAGGCUCAGCUACCUGACAUACGUACUACAAAAACGAUUUGUAAUCUGGUACGAACAGGUUUACCAGACAUCAGGGUGAUGAUCAGGGUAGCGAGGAAGAAGUGAGAUGACACUUAUGCAGAUGUUCUGUUAUUGUCACGUUUUAUUGCUGGACAAAACCAUUUUUAAAUGACAGUUUUAAUGAAAGAUAUUAUUGUGUAACCAUUAGACCCUAACUGUUCAUAACAGAACUCAAAAAUAAUUUCACAUGUUUUAACACAAGUGAUAUUUGGUAUUUUAUAAGGCCAGUUAUCUCCUGCUUAAAAAUUUAAUUUAAUAUGUUCCUGUUAGAGCAGUUCUUUAUAUGGUAAAAACAUAUGUCAUCCUCUGUAGUGGCAGAGCCAGGCACCCAUUAUGGUUGCUUGUAGUAAAUUAAGUUCCUAGUAUCUGACCUGUCCCUGUUGAAAUGGGAAGAUUUGUCAAAUUUCACAAACUCUUGUUUAGCGAUAAAUUCUGUAUCAAACAAACAGCGGGCAUUUCUGUUGUCUACAACAGAAUUUGUACUAAAACCUUGGGCGCGAUCCGAUAUAGAUCGUAGUUUGCGGCACAAGCGAGGGAACCCCCGCCGCCCGUAGUUUCAGCUCGCAACUCGAGCUAUCCCAUAUACGCCGUCAGAUGCUAAAGUGCCGUAAGUCGGAUAAACCAGCGAUGUCCAGAAAUCUGCGUAAGUACAAAUUUCUGGAGUCGCCAGUGACUUACGGCACUUUAGAAACUGCUACAAAACCUGACUAAGUUAUGAAAUCACCCGUACUGUCUAACACGCCUCCCAAACAUAGCCCGACACGUAUACCCCUCUAUCCGCUAUCCCCCCUCACUCUCCUAAUAAUAAAUGCAUUAACCCCUAAACCGCCGCUCCCAGAC
Bombina bombina (fire-bellied toad) is the source of this 2481-nucleotide messenger RNA. RefSeq names its product prolyl 4-hydroxylase, transmembrane (gene P4HTM). Lineage: Eukaryota; Metazoa; Chordata; Amphibia; Anura; Bombinatoridae. Gene Ontology annotation, molecular function: calcium ion binding; L-ascorbic acid binding; procollagen-proline 4-dioxygenase activity. Bases 1 to 1452 code for a protein of 483 amino acids. Gene Ontology annotation, biological process: peptidyl-proline hydroxylation to 4-hydroxy-L-proline. The record is from RefSeq and is a predicted model, not a curated record. The transcript has 9 exons. Gene Ontology annotation, cellular component: endoplasmic reticulum.